Rosa chinensis is the source of this 1797-nucleotide messenger RNA. RefSeq lists its product as uncharacterized. The record is from RefSeq and is a predicted model, not a curated record. The transcript has 2 exons. The coding region runs from base 149 to 1057 and encodes 302 amino acids. NCBI's taxonomy places the organism in Eukaryota, Viridiplantae, Streptophyta, Magnoliopsida, Rosales, Rosaceae.
AGCCCUAGCCAGGUGGGAAUUGUACAUGUUUGUUUCUUCACUGGGACUUGGCCCAUAAUUGGAAAAAUAAAUUGUGGAUUGAAAAUUCAAGUGAAAGGAGAUAUGGAUGUUAGUUGAGGAGGCGUAGCCAAGCCAAGCCAAGCCAUCAAUGGAAGGAGGUGGAGAAGGGUGGCGCCGUAUGAUAAGCGGUGCGGAGGAUAAGUAUGUGUUGAAUCAGAUAAUGCUGAGAUUCCGGCCGAUUGCGCCGAAGCCAGUCACCGGAGGGUCAGAUUCGGGUGAGCCGCCGACGGGUAGGAGUAACGCGCUCGCUUCCAGGGGGAGAACCAAGAGGAAGUACGUUAGGGUUCGUAAGAAUGUUAACGGCGAGGAGGAGAGUGGGAGAGAGAGGGUGGACAGUAAACGAGUGGUGACACUGCAGCUGUUGCCGGAGAUCGAGAAGAGCGGCGACUACAGCAGUGACCAAUCGACGGACGGCGGAUCUAGUUGUGAGUUUGAUUCUAGUAUCGGCACAAAUCAUCAGUGGUUGAGUCUUAGUAAGAUCGGAAGAGAGAAUUACAUGAGAGCGGAUUCGGCGGCGGAUCCGGCGGCGUUGAUGGACCAGAUGGGAGGAGUGGAGUCGUGGGUGACAGUGGAGUGCGUGACAGGCACAUGCAUGAAGGCUCCACCUCCUCAAGGGUUGGGAAUCAUCACUACGGACGAGGAGAGAAUGAGGAGUCUGGAUGUUGACACGUGUCCGGGGUUCGUCUCCGACGGUUGGAACAGGGUUUGGUGGCUGAACGGAGCGUUCAGGAGGAUGGUGAUGAUGGCGUGGCAGCAACAGUUGCCGGAGAUAGCCGUGUGGUUAGCGAUGAACGAGGAGCUGCCGUAUACCCACUCGGCGUUUACGUGCCAGGUGAAGCUGAGAUACACUGUGGGCAACAAGGAGAAGGAGAAGUACUACCACUCGCAAAUGGUGCCUUGUGAUUUGUGGAGAAUGGACGGAGGAGGAUUUGCAUGGAGGCUCGACGUUAAAGCUGCGCUCACUCUGGCCGUUGAUGCAGCUCCACUACAUAUCUAAGAGGUUAAAGACUGAGCCAGGAAUUAUAGGUCGAGAUGAUAAGGUAAGGUAAAAUGAUAAAAGACGAAAUCCGACUGGCCUAUUGGUUUGAGUCUAGUCAUUAAUCUUGUCAGUAAUGUGACCCCAUUAUUAUUUUUACUGUGCUCCCUUGCCUGGCCUCUUUUAAUUUGGGUCCAUCACCAUCAUGAACUGAUUUAAAGCCUGGCCGAGGGUAACUGAGCAAACUGAAGUAUCACAUACAGAGAAAAUUAAACUGAUCCUAGCUGCUAGCUUCAUUCCAAAUAUACGGAACAAAAAAUUAUAUGGAAAUGGUUCAUAUAUAAGACUUGUAGUCUUGUAGAUGUGGGAGUAAUUCCAAGAUGGAAGGUCAAAGUAGGUACACAUAGUUAAACUAUACUCUUAUAGUAAAAUAUGUUUUAGAGUACAAAAGUGAGAUUGCAUACUAUGUUUCAUUACUUAUGGGAGGGUAACAUAUAAUGCUCUUCUAGAAUGUUUCAUUACUUAUGGGAGGAUAAAGAUUGCAUUAUAUGUUUCAUUACUUAUGGGAGGGUAACAUAUAAUGCCUACCUAGAACAGCAGUAGUUAUAUGUACGGCAGGAUAAUUGUGUACAGACUCGGUAAUUGGUGGUGAUUGAGCUCUAAAAUGAAAAUGUACUAUGUAAUUUAAGGAGCACUAGUAGAAUUAUAAGGGAGAUAGUUGUAAGGUGUCACAUUGAUGAGAAAUAUAUAGGAUGAAUAUA